Messenger RNA from Ictidomys tridecemlineatus (thirteen-lined ground squirrel), 7211 nucleotides. It is a transcript of the gene Bend4, whose product is annotated as BEN domain containing 4. Gene Ontology annotation, molecular function: DNA binding. The record is from RefSeq and is a predicted model, not a curated record. NCBI's taxonomy places the organism in Eukaryota, Metazoa, Chordata, Mammalia, Rodentia, Sciuridae.
AUGCCCCUGAAGCCUACUGCUGUGCCCUCCAGGGCUGAAGCGGCACAUGAGCUGCACCUGGACCCACCGGAGCCACGUCUGGGAUGGCUGAGCGACGGCGCCAGCCUGGAGCUCAGCGCAGAGAGUCGUAUGAUUUUGGAUGCCUUUGCCCAGCAGUGCAGUCGAGUUCUUAGCCUCUUAAAUUGUGGAGGAAAACUUCUGGACUCAAACCAUUCUCAAUCCAUGAUUUCUUGCGUAAAGCAGGAAGGCUCUAGUUAUAAUGAAAGACAGGAACAGUGUCACAUUGGGAAAGGGGUCCACAGUCAGACUUCAGACAAUGUAGACAUAGAGAUGCAAUAUAUGCAAAGGAAACAACAAACUUCUGCCUUUUUAAGAGUUUUCACUGACUCCCUCCAAAAUUACCUGCUCUCGGGGAGCUUUCCAACUCCAAACACCUCAACGAUUAGUGAGUAUGGCCACCUGGCCGAUGUGGAUCCUCUCUCCACCUCUCCCGUGCAUACACUAGGUGGCUGGACCUCCCCAGCAACCUCUGAGUCCCAUGGUCACCCAUCAUCUUCUACACUCCCGGAGGAGGAAGAGGAGGAGGAAGAAGAAGGCUACUGUCCCCGAUGCCAAGAGCUAGAGCAGGAGGUUAUUUCACUGCAACAAGAAAAUGAAGAGCUCAGAAGGAAAUUAGAAAGCAUCCCAGUGCCCUGCCAGACCGUUUUAGAUUACCUGAAGACGGUACUGCAGCACCAUAACCAACUCCUGAUGCCACAGCCAGCCGACCAGCCCACCGAGGGAAGCAAGCAGCUGUUGAACAACUAUCCCGUCUACAUAACGAGCAAACAGUGGGACGAGGCUGUAAAUUCUUCAAAGAAAGAUGGGAGAAGGCUCCUUCGCUACCUCAUCAGAUUUGUUUUCACAACCGAUGAGCUUAAGUACUCAUGCGGCCUUGGGAAAAGGAAAAGGUCAGUGCAGUCAGGAGAGACAGGUCCUGAAAGACGCCCUCUGGAUCCAGUUAAAGUCACAUGCCUCCGAGAAUUCAUUAGGAUGCACUGCACCUCCAACCCCGAUUGGUGGAUGCCCUCCGAGGAGCAGAUAAACAAAGUGUUCAGCGAUGCUGUGGGUCAUGCCCGGCAGGGGCGGGCAGUGGGAACUUUCCUGCACAACGGUGGCUCAUUUUAUGAAGGAAUCGAUCACCAGGCUUCACAGGAUGAAGUCUUCAAUAAAAGUUCACAGGAUGGAUCUGGGGAUUAGUGUACAGAAUCUUCCCGCUGUAGCAGCUGAUCCUUUCAAGAGCUCCAAUUGUGAAUGUUUAUUUACCAUCACCUGAGAGUCCAAAGCAUGUUGUUCAGUCAUACUUCACACAUUCUCAACCUUAAGACUCCCUUGACCACAGUUCCCAAAUAGAAAUCCAUUUUAGGGUUGUUUGGGAAGUAUAUGGCACCUACAACAGACUUUAGUAGUAUAAAAAAGAAAGAAACUGUAGUUGAUUUUAAGUGAUUACUGGCUAGACAGUGAGGGUAGAAAAAUAGGUGAGCUCCUACUCACCUGUCCUACAUCUUCAGGUAAGCUCUGCUUCUUAAGCAGAGGUAGCUUCAAGGAAUGGUGAGUUAGUGUUUGCCCAUGAGAGAAGGCAAGACAUGGGAGUUAUUGUGAGGGACAAAGAAAAAGUUUUCUCUUAUUUUAAUUCAAGUAAAUAGUCCAUGUUUUCCAAAUACUUGAAUUCUGAGUUCUCAGCAAAGAUAUCACAUGCUGUCUGUAUGUUACAAAAAGUCUAUUAUUAAUAAGAAGCCAGAGAACAGAGGCCAUUGGUAUAGACAGUGGUUAAUUGGAAGUUAACUACUUUUUUGUUGUUUAUUUAUAAAGAAAACUUCCACUGUGUUGAUCAAAAGGGCACUGUGUGAUCUCUGGAGUUUACAAAUAGUAGUCAUUUUUUAUUAAGCCAAUCAAGAAACAUCCAAAGAUUCAAAAUCAUUUUCAAAUGUUUGAUAUCUUGGUUCAUAGAUGCAUAGGUUCCAUAGCAUUAAGUCAGGCUUUGUCAACACAAUGCCAAAGUAGGGGGUUGAACAGUGAUAAUUCCAUCAAUUAGUUUGGUGCACUGAGACCAAGCUCGUGGUGCAACCUGUGGUAUUUGCUGCACUGAUCAGAUGUUCAGGCAUUGAGAACACACCUGCCUCAAGGCCAUUCUAAUAACUAUGCAAUGGGCUUGUUCAUAAUUUCUUCAAAAUUUGAGAGGUUUUCUGUGCUGUGUUGAUAUUUAGGUUUUAUCUGUUUCCCAUUGUCUUGAUGAAAAUGUCUCAUGCGAUCUGUAUGCCGCCUUUGCCCCAGGAUUCCCCUGCAUUCCAGACUCUGGGUCCGUUAACACUGUUCCACUCCAACUCAACUUCUUUUUAAUUUAUUGAGCUUCAUAUGUGAAAUUAGUUAUGUCUUUGGAACCUUUCCUAUCAACAAAUGUUACAGAGGUGCUAGAAUCAUUUCCAGAAGGUUAGUUGUUCAGCUUUGGAGGUGAGGAGAAAAUUCCUUUAGCAAACAAGUUCAGAUUAGUACAUUCUUUGUUGAACAAAGAACUAAAUGGGCAGCAUUUAUAGAAGGCUGUUAAUGUCAUCUGUGAACACAGGUUUUGAAAAUUGGAUGAAAAUUUUUAAUUCAUGAGCAUGCUAUAUUUUGUUAAAGUAAAAUCGCAAAUUCUUUGCAUUCAAUAAUUAGUAUCCAGUGUAUGUGAAAUCCUAAAAACUAAUCUUUCUUUAAAAGUUUGUUUAUGGAGAUCGUCAUUUCUCAGAUUUGUUGGACGAUUUAGGGAGAUCCUCUUGGGUGAAUUAGCUCAAGGUUGGAAGUAAAAUUAUGUUAGCAAAUUCAGUGUCUCUUAUGGCAACUGUGAGACCAAUAUCUUUGGCUAUUCAAGGAUGCAAGGAUACUUCUUGUGGUUUUAGAGGUCCAGAAAGUCAGUGUCUUAUGAGAUUUCUUUGAUGACAUGAAACCUUGUGCAGAAGAAAAACACCACCAUAGCCUUAUCUGUUUUUCCAUCUUUUUUCAUCCUGGGCUAUAGUCAUCAUUACUGCAAGGUACAUUGUCAUUUUUCUGUAGCAGCAAAACUUAAUCACAGCUUUUAAGAAAAACUUCUCUUACUAUUUACCUGUAAAUUUGAGGGUUCUGCACAUUUCUUCUCAUCUGUGCAUAGCCCUGCAUUGUGCUGUUCUUCCCUGAGGGUGGUGUGCAGUCUCAUGCAACCUGCUUGUCAGGGAAAGAACCCACAGAGUGGCUGGAGUUUUUUUCAUCACCAAGACAGCUGCUGUGCCAGGCUUGCCACACCACCUUUGUUCCAGAGGCAUACCUACUCUCUUCCCUCCCCUGCACCCCCUUCCAGGUGAAUUAUCAGCUGUCUUUUAAUAUGCUACAAAUUCUAGACUGUUCAAACACAGAUUGGCUAUCUUGCACUUAAGGAAGCUAAGGCCCACAGGGAUAACUUAAUCAGCAUCCCAUAGCCACAUCUCAUGCUUCUCUUUGUGUCUAGACCUGUGAUCCCCAGCCUGGAGUCUUGUGUUCCAUUGUCCUCAACACUGAGUCUUGUGCAUCCCACCUGUUUAGUUUACCACCUGACCCAGGUGCAACAUCAGUUCAGAUAAUCUGGCCCCUCUCCUUAUCGAGUAUCUGUGCUGCCGUUUGAGCUUCACCUGUAGGCUAGUGUGUUACCUGGGUGUGUUAAAGAUUCCUACAUGGUCACCUCAUUGUUAAAUCAGAUCUUAACAAAGGAUGUAUUUUUUGGUAAGGGUCAGCAGCCUCUGGCAGUUUAACUCACCACUAAAGAUGACAUCCCAUUAUAGCUGUUAGCUUUCCCAUGAUCUAGAGAUUUGGUGGUGUGGCUUGUUUUCUUGAUUGAUUUGCCACAUCUUUGGUAGUCGGACACAUUGUUCUUUUGUCAACUUUUUCCCUUGAAUCAUUUCAGCAUUGGUGUAAUUGUUAAAACUCUAGGAAUGCAGAUGUGUUCCAUUUCAUUGGUGAGAGAUGGUCCCAGGGCUAAUCUGACUGCAAAGACCAAAUGUGGCAAUUUUGUCAAUGGCUAGAUGGGUCCAGGGUACAAGCUAUCAGAAGAGUCCAUACCUACCAAAAGUGACAGUGUCUUGGCAUUCCUUGUGUUUUCCAUAUUUCUGCUUCUCAAAGUAAACUGAAGCCCCAGCAUGGUUCCAGCCAGGUUAAGGAUAACCCUGGAAAGAGCUGUCAGUAACUUAGAUCAGGAACCUGGGGAGGGGAGCAAUAUUCUGCAAGCCAUUGAACCAAGUCACAGUUCUCACACUUUCUGACGGUGCAUUGUUCAGAAAUCUCAUGGUUGGUUCCCCCAAGUGUUAAGUGCUUUUGAGAAAAACUGGAAACAUUUCAAUUUACUUGAAAAUGUUUUCUCCAGUCCUUAAACCUGGGCAGCCCUUCCUGCUUGGUAUUCCUUUUUCCACCACAGCAUCAGUAAAAGUGAAGUGAGUGAUUAUAUAUUUUGGAUCAUUCUUUAGCUCUUCAUAAGUAAUAAAACACAUUUAUAGAAGAGUCUCAUCAGGACUAUCAGGAGAUACAUAUGUAUGUUGUUAUAAUCUUUAAUUUGACCCAGCUACUCUGUGUGGCAUCAAGUAAUGGUAACUGAUGUUGAUAAAAUGUUUUAAAUCCAGUAACUUUCUUGUAACACCUGAUAUUUAUGCAAAACCUAGACAAGAACCCAAACUUUAGAAUCUGCUGAUUUGUGAUUUCUACAUUUCCCUGCUGCUUUUAAUGACUUGUGCCUCCCUUCUGUUGCUCUCAAAAAAUGGAUGGAGCAUUAUAUAAAGAUGAAGUAUACAAUGUUUAGAAACACAAACACACAUUGCACUCUCAUUUGGAUUCUAUCAUUCAAUAUGUGCUCUAGACUUAAACCUAAUACCCAUUGACUACCUCCUCAGUUUAUUAGAUUUCAAUUUUUUAAAGUUUCAUUCUUGGAUAACGCAUUUAAAUGUAUAACGUUUCUCAUUCAGUGCUAUGUCAUUUCAUAGUACAGAUCUGUGUUAAUUUUUGACAGCUCUUAUAUACAGAUUUGUAGAAAUGUAAUAGAAAAUGAUUUUGCACAUAUGGUGCAAAUCUUGCUGGUGUAAGUUUAAUGUAGUGACAUGUGCCAAAGCUGCUUGGCAAAACAUGUCAAAUGGAAUGCUCAAGUCAGAACUCUAAUGUAAAUGUGUCUAAACAACAGUAUGUAUCAUUAUGUAUUUUUGUAAACAUAGUGAUGGCUUCUUUCAGUCAUUUAAGUACUGGAUAAAAAUAACUGCUUCACUUGAAAUAAUGGAGGGAAAUGUCACCCAGACUAUGGCAAAGUUGCUUGCAUUGUUAGGCAGUGGCAUUGGAUUUUUCAUUUUCUUUUUGUUUUUGUUUUACAGAAGUGUGAAUUGACAUCAGACAACAUCAAGAAACCCCCCCUCUGAAAAAAAAAAACCUCAUUAAGUACUUACCUUAUAAACGUAAAUGUUAAAACUUAGCUGACAUGUUAACACAUUAGAGAUGACUAUUACCCUUCACCAGUAUAUCAAAUAGUGGGAAACAUUGCAAGGGUUGGACUUCUCUCAUCUAAUGACCACCAUGGUCAGUUUGAUUGUUGAAAGCAUUAAAUUACUAUAUCCCUGCAAUAACAGUGACUAGAUUAAGCUUUUCUCAUCAUCACUCACAGCUGGUUAAUACAAGGCUUUGUUUUCAUUGAAUCACUAGUCCCCAGAUUGCAGUGAAAGUGCAUGUGCUAGUAGAACCUAUUCAAAACCUGUUCAUUCUCAGAAUAAUUGCACUAGUACAAGUGGCCAGAUGUGUCUUGGCCAUGUUGGAAAACUCUUCUUAGGGCCCAUUCAAAAACACUAUGACUAGAAUAGUUAACUACAGCUAACUAAGAAAUGCAACUAUUGUGUUCUGGUUUGCCAGUUGUUUUGAUAAGCACUGUAAUGCAUUCUUUCAUACAAUCACAGCUACCCCCUGAGGCCAUUCCUUUUGUUAUCUGUGGAUAAGGAAACCGAGUGAUCCAUCAAGAUCAUUGUAGGUUCAGUAAGUGGGAUGACCCGUUCAGUUUUCCCCAGUAGUCAAAGCUCAGUUCUCAAAACUUAUCUACACUUCUAGGUGGAUUUUUUUUUUUUUUUUACUUAAGCCAGCAAGGAAAAGUUGAUAUUUGUUUGUACUUAAAUAAGAGCAUACAAAAUACAUAUCCUCUGAAAACUACCCAGGUUUCUGCAUAAAGUUUGACCUAACAAUCUGUGAAGACCAGAAAAGUUUUAAUUUAAAAGAAGUGAAUAGAUUAAAACUGCUAGUUCUUUCACAUUUGUCUUAUAGUCCUAGUAUUAAAAUACAGGGAUAUAAAAAGGGGAAAAAAUCUAAUUUGGUGAAAUGACAGUCUUUGGGGGCUCCUAGAAGUGGCACUGGGCAUGGGCCAAUGUUCCAUUGUCUACAUUUGUUGUAUUUGUAGCCUUAGAGUUAAGUCAGGUGUGGAAGAGUGUUUUAAUUUACAAUGUCAUUGUGAAAGUGGUUGUGAAGAUUUUGUAGGUAUAUACAGUAAGUUGAUCUUUUCCUAUAGUUUUGGCUUUAACAUCAAUUUGGCUGUGUUUUAAGUUCAAGCAUGCCAAGGUCAUGAGGGGCCUGGUCAAGUUUAGGAACAGGGCAUGCCAGAGGUAGGUCACAGAGCUUUCAAGGUCACUGGUCCAGCCUGACCCUGCCCGGUUUAAGCAUUGCCUUUAUGCCUCUCUCUAGAAUUUCAUGUAGCAGCCUAACAUUGGGGCCAACUUGCCUUUACUCUAUUUUCUAUGAUGAAUACUUGUGGAAAAACUGUGACAAAUCCAUUGAUCCUAAUAUUUUUAUUGUUGGAGUCUUGUGGAUUCUCUAUGAAUAAUUUCUAUUUGAUUGUACUGUGUAGAGUUAAUACCCAUUAGGGAAAUGUUAAUAAAACUACAAAUGCAUAGUGUAAUAUAGAAUAGAAAAGAAAAAUUUUUGUGAACAAUUUAUAUAGAAGAGUAAGUUGUUUUUUAAGUGUUAGGUACAUUUCUUUUAGGAACUUAAAAUGUUAUAAGAGUUUUUUAAACAUUCAAUAUUUUUAAUUAUAAGAGACAUUUGUUACUAGAGCCAAUUAUUUCAGGUGUUCUAAUUGGAGUAUUGAUUUUAUUACCUCAUAUACCUCUAGAAUGCCACAUGUUCUGUUGGGGAUAAAAUUGCACAAUAAAUGUCAAGUCUCUGUUAAGUGUUUUAAA